AUGCUUGGCCUGCUGCUUUCUGUCGGGAGCCCCGAGGUGGCCCAGCUUGAGCUGAAGGUGGUGGAUGGGCCGCAAGUUGUGGUGGUGAACCCAGAGGUCCUCCUCUCUGAGACCAGGACUGGGGCCAAGACACAUGCAAGGGCCCAGAAGGAGGUCUUCGAUCAUAUCGGUGCUGCUUUCUGGGAGGCUGCGGAGCGUAAGGAGCCUCUGGGGAGCAUCGUGUUUGCCUCGCUUGUGCGCCGUGGACUGACAGAAGUUCCUAUCUCCUGGACGAAGCCAGACGGUUCGCAUCACUACUCAUUGCUGCGCCGCGUCCCGGAUCUCCUGGGGGGCAAGCUAGAUACAGCCUCCGAGCGCGCAUGCCGCGCACUGAGUACCCUGGUAAAUCCUGCAAAAGAGGCUUCCACUAACGAGGAGCCUCUACUUGAUAAGGCUGCCUUAACCUGGAGGGCCUGGCGUCAUCGUGAACGGAGGCUGCCCAGCGAUGAAGAUUGGCAGCAGACAAAGGAGUACGUGGAUGCCGUGAAGCACGGAGCCGAGGUCAUGCAAGAGCCUCAAAGCAUGCGGGAACUUGCGGCUUUGCACUUCCAGGGGCACACGGAGGCAAAACUGGUUCAGAACAAGACCCUGGCAGAAAGCUACUGGACACGAGCGGCCCGUGAAGGUGACGUCUGGUCUGCCUGGCACGCUGCCCUGAGCUACCUACGCGAUGACAAGGUUGAAGAGGCUGCGCCUUACAUCGAUAUGGUGGGCAACUCCUCUGCCGCACCUUUGGCUUUCAUGGCACUCCACUUCAAAUUUCGUUUGGGAAUUGGGCAGAGCAAAGAUCCUGCCCAAGCUGGGCAGUUCCUCAAGGCGGCUGCUGACUUUGGCAAUUCCAAUGCCCAGCUCAUCCUGGCACACUCCUACAUGGGUUACACGCAUGGCAACAUGGAUGGAAUAUACCCACCAGGUGGUCCAGACAAGGCCUUAGCCUUGGUCUACUACAAGGUCGCAGCUGCAAAUGGACGCCUCGUCCCCAAGCUCAAUGCAGGUCUGCUUAUUGCGCAGGGAGCAGAUCCCGCAAUCCCCGAGCGAAAUGCUCAGUGUGCUGUAGCAUAUCGUGAGCUUGCUGAGGUCAUCCAUGCAGCUCAUCCAAGUGCACACCUGCUGUUUGCCCAUGCGCGCAGGGCUUUCGUGCUAGGAGACACGCUGGGAGCUCGUCUGCGGUUCGCCCUGCUGAGUGAUGCUGGAUUCCUGAUGGCUCAUUUGAACUCCGCUUGGCUUUGGGACCAGGAUGCCCGCAGACAGGCAUCCUUCUGGGAUCGGUGGACGGCCCCAAGCCAGGGCACCUCCCCAGUCGCACUAGCCUACUACAUUCGAGCGGCCGCUGCAGGGCAUGUGCCAUCCAUGACAGAGGUGUCGAUGCGAUUGCUGAAAGAGGCUGACCGGGCCAACGAGCCCAGCUCGCGACAGCAUUUGCAGCAUUUGCAGCAUCUGCAGGCUGCGGCUUACCGGUGGACGGCUUUAGCUGCUGAGCGGGGAGACGGCCGCGCAACCUUCGACCAGGCCUACCUUCUUCAGUUUGGCAUCGGCACUCAACGGGACGAGCAAUUGGCGAACAAGCUCUAUGGCAAGCUGCUGGGAGGAGGCAGCGGCUGGCCCGCACGCGUAGCAGCACUGAGCUGGCUUGGGCUAACCGCAGCCCGCGGAUACUUUCUGAAAGCUUGGGAUGGCCUUCGGCCUUUGCUGGGUUCCUGGGCAUCCCUAACACUCCUGCAGUGGUGGCCUGGGUCUGCGCAGGUGCAGGGGGUUACCUCCCCAGACUCUGGCAGACAAGUGACCAGAACUUCUCAGGGACGGAAGACUUGCAGUGCGCAAGCUUCUGGCGGCUUGGAAGCAGAUUGUGGGGUAGUUGGUGUAUUGUGCCAGCCUGACGCUUUGUAG
Messenger RNA from Symbiodinium pilosum, 1926 nucleotides. NCBI's taxonomy places the organism in Eukaryota, Dinophyceae, Suessiales, Symbiodiniaceae. The record is from the annotation of a GenBank genome assembly.